This is a messenger RNA of Vigna unguiculata (cowpea), 1867 nucleotides long. Its product is annotated as putative protein phosphatase 2C 5. Gene Ontology annotation, biological process: protein dephosphorylation. Gene Ontology annotation, molecular function: protein serine/threonine phosphatase activity. The record is from RefSeq and is a predicted model, not a curated record. Lineage: Eukaryota; Viridiplantae; Streptophyta; Magnoliopsida; Fabales; Fabaceae.
ACUAACAAAAAAUUGAGGUUUAGAUUUGGGAAGAAAACAGUGAUUUGGUUCUCUCUACGCGUUUCCUCCGUCUAGAAACUUUUCUCUACCAAUCAAAUAACAGAGCAAGAUCUCUCCUUUUCUCCUCUUUCUCACUCCCUGAGUUCGUGGUGCCUCCAUCCACACUCACACCUACUAGGGUUUAUCAUAUUUUCCUCCAAAUGCUGAAUCUCCCAUCUCCACUUUUCGACUGAUUUCUUCACCGGGAUUCCAGAAAUGUUUAAUUUUGAACUAAGAUGAGUAGGACUGAAUUAUCUAAUAUGAAGCAGCCACCUGUCCCACUGGCAACCCUGAUUGGUCGGGAGCUACGAAAUGGAAAAAUUGAAAAGCCUUUUGUGAAGUAUGGGCAAGCUGGCUUGGCAAAGAAAGGAGAAGAUUAUUUUCUAAUCAAGACGGAUUGCCAGAGAAUUCCUGGGGAUUCAUCAACACUUUUUUCUGUCUUUGCGAUCUUUGAUGGACAUAAUGGUAUAUCUGCUGCUAUUUUUGCGAAGGAAAACAUACUAAGUAAUGUUUUGAGUGCAAUACCGCAAGAUAUCAGUAGGGAUGAGUGGCUUCAAGCUCUGCCUCGAGCUCUGGUUGUUGCUUUUGUGAAAACAGACAUAGAGUUUCAGAAGAAAGGGGAAACUUCUGGAACGACAGCUACAUUUGUUCUGAUUGAUGGAUGGACUGUUACUGUUGCAUCCGUCGGGGAUUCGCGUUGCAUAUUAGAUACACAGGGAGGUGUCGUUUCUCUCUUGACAGUUGAUCACAGAUUGGAAGAAAAUGCAGAAGAGAGGGAACGCAUUACUGCCAGUGGUGGUGAAGUAGGAAGACUGAACGUUUUUGGAGGCAAUGAGGUUGGGCCUCUUCGCUGCUGGCCUGGUGGAUUGUGCCUUUCUAGAUCGAUCGGUGACACGGAUGUUGGAGAAUUUAUUGUGCCAAUACCACACGUGAAGCAAGUGAAGCUUUCAAAAGCUGGUGGAAGACUUAUUAUAGCUUCUGAUGGCAUUUGGGAUGCUUUAUCUUCUGAAACGGCUGCCAAGUCAUGCCGGGGUCUACCUGCUGAGCUUGCUGCAAAGAUGGUUGUCAAGGAAGCUUUAAGGUCAAGGGGACUGAAGGAUGAUACAACUUGCCUCGUUGUAGAUAUUAUCCCAUCAGAUCAUCCUGUAUUACCAACAAUUCCAACAAAGAAACAUAAUAUGCUAACUUCCCUUUUAUUUGGAAAGAAAUCCCAAAACUUUGCAAACAAAAGUACCAAUAAGCUUUCUGCUGUAGGUGUUGUGGAGGAAUUAUUUGAAGAGGGUUCUGCUAUGCUUACAGAAAGAUUGGGUAAGGAUUUUCCAUCAAGUACGAAUUCUGGAAUGUUCCGCUGUGCGGUUUGCCAAGCUGAUCAACCCUCUGGAGAUGGUUUACCAAUGAACACUGGCUCAUUUUUUUCUCCAGUAUCUAAGCCAUGGGAAGGUCCGUUCCUCUGCACAAACUGUCAGAAGAAGAAAGAUGCCAUGGAAGGAAAAAGGUCUAGCAGUCCCUCAGAAACAGCAUAGUAAUACAGUAUUCUAGUAAACAUAGUAAAUAUUAGUAUAAUUCUUCGCUGGCAGUGUGAGCAUGCUUGCUUAUUUGAGUGGUGAUUGUCCAAAAGGUGUGUAAGAAUGAGGUUGAGAUCAGGUCUAUUGGAGGUUGUUGCAAGUUUGUUUUUGGUGUGUGUGCUCUGCUGUUGGACUGACUGACAGAACAAACAACGAUGCCUAGUAGAUAACUUCUGAUAGUUUGAUACUAACGGCUUGUAAAAUUAAUUGACAAUUUCAUGGUUACGUCUUUGUGGAGUUGUCGACGAUUAUUUGCUUCUUUA